UUCUAUCCACUUUUUGGCUAGCGAAUGCAAUUAAUUUCGAUCGACCGGUCAAUUAUAUUGGAUCGGGACGGGGGGACUGACCCAUCCCGAUCCAAUACCCCUAUACAUAAAUUAGAAUAAUACUAAAAGUGAGGCCUUCCCCCCAAAACAACUUAGUUUCAAAUGCGUGAGAUUCUGACCUAGAAAAAAAAAAAAGGUAUGGACAAUUAGAGAGCUCUUGAAACAAUAGUGCUAUCAAUUUGAAUGAAAACCUUGAAAAUAAAAUAAAAGAUAGAAGUAUCGUGUUUCGGAGGAUUCACUUUUAUUAUUGUUUUAAUUUACAUAUAUGGGUAUUGAGUUAGGUGACGUGAGGUCGGGUUGGGUCAUUUUUAUUUUAAUUGAAUUAUUAUUUAUUGGACUGAAAAAAAUACUAUUGGAAAGUUGUGUGUUCCGGUCACUAUGAUUUUUGUGUGAGUUAGUAAAAGUUUUAUGAUUUUUGUGUGCAAAAAACAUAUUUAUAUGACUUUGGUGAAAAAAAGUCAUAGUCAUAUGACCAUUUGUGAAAUUUACCCCAGAAAUAUUGGUAUUUAAGUUGAAUUGAUAAAUAAAUUUUAAUUCUUUAAUGUUGCAACAUACGAGAGUUACGUAGAAUAGUAGUAGUACCUGUACUUUUAGAAGUGUGUUAAAUGUAAAUCUGAAAUCCCCGUUUAAAAGUUUUAUGAAAUCGCCAAUAGAAAGUGUAUUGCAUAAAUUGCCUGUUUUGUCUCUGAAUCUGCUUGUCCUAAUUCAUCGCUCUUUCCCCGCUACUUAACUACUUACUUAAUGGUUCAGAUUGGUUCUGCGGUUGGUGGGACUACAAGUGCAUUCUAUGGGUUCAACCAUGUGAUGCCGAUCGUUAGAAGGUGGAUUAAAGGACCUAUGUGGUUGCAUUUCCUUGUUGGUGCCCCUCCUGUGAUAGUUUUCUCAUCUGCAUGUGCAGGGCUAGCAGGUGGUGCUGUUCCAGCAUUUUCUCAGCUAGCAUCUUCGUCUUACCAUGCCGCGAUUUCAUCUUCCUCGUUACCACCUACUGCUUCACAAGAUGAAAAGAUGAGAAAAUCUAGAACUUCUUCAACUCUGUAGCCUAAACACUAAGGAGAUGUUUUUACUAUCAGUUCCUGUGCAUUCUGCAGAUCAUCUUAGUGGGCUGUAGUCCUCCCUCUCCUGUUUGUUUUACCAGCAGCUUUUGGCUGCAUUUAAGAUUUCUGCUUUGUUCUGGUGAUUUUUUUUUUUCCUUUUGGGAGAAUGUGCAACUUGUCCAUGUAAUGAGUUGUUUGUUUUGUAAAUUCCAACCUUAAAUUUACUGGGGAAGUAGCAAAUUUGCUCUUUAAACGAAGUGUCCAGCUCCAUUGAACUGCAUUUCAGUUGUGAGUCUGAUUAAUAUCAGGAAAAGACAUUUUUUUUGUUAUUAA
Molecule: messenger RNA, 1427 nt
Organism: Nicotiana tabacum (common tobacco)
Lineage: Eukaryota; Viridiplantae; Streptophyta; Magnoliopsida; Solanales; Solanaceae
Source: RefSeq, a predicted model, not a curated record